Messenger RNA from Otolemur garnettii (small-eared galago), 2911 nucleotides. RefSeq names its product mannosidase alpha class 1A member 2 (gene MAN1A2). Gene Ontology annotation, molecular function: calcium ion binding; mannosyl-oligosaccharide 1,2-alpha-mannosidase activity. The record is from RefSeq and is a predicted model, not a curated record. The coding region runs from base 657 to 2582 and encodes 641 amino acids. Lineage: Eukaryota; Metazoa; Chordata; Mammalia; Primates; Galagidae. Gene Ontology annotation, cellular component: Golgi membrane; extracellular exosome; endoplasmic reticulum. Gene Ontology annotation, biological process: carbohydrate metabolic process; N-glycan processing. The transcript has 13 exons.
GGCUUGCGGGGCUCAGGUAUUUCGGACGCUGCUGCCCCUUGCGCCAGCUGUGGAGUGGGCAGCGUCGGAGCUCUUGCCCCGAGCCUGCCCGGCAGCGUCGGGAGGCGCGGGCACCGGAGAGGUCCUUCCUGCUACUUCUCCCGGCGCCGCCGCUUCUGCCUGCUGGAGAGGUGGGAGACCUUCCUCGCUGUUUGCGGACUUCCGCGGCCACCCUCAUUUUCCACCAUUGAGGAGCGGAGAUUCAGAGAACCAUCUACAACUCCUUGAAUCUCACCAGGCUCCCUUUUGCGGCGGAAGACCACAUUUGAGCAUCUCGCUGAGAUGCAGGAAUGGAAGAAGCCACCUUGCAGCUUCUCUGCGGUGUGGCUUGCCUGACUUACCCGUAGGAAUGAAGAGGAGGCAUCGAGGUAAUAACCCGAUGAGGCACUGAAAGCCAAAUGGCAAAGAAGGUAUCACAGGACAUUUGGGAGGAACACACACCUUUGUGGGUGUAAUUGGACGAGUGGGGAAGAGGAGCCCUCUUAAAAAAGCACAACGAUCCUUUGAGAGAAAUUGAGUUUUCCCAUUUUUGCUAAGAUAUUGAAGACAAAUCCAUGUAUUGUACGUUUGAUGUAAGAUGAGAACUUUAUAAAGUUUUCUGUCCAAGAGCUUAAACGAUGACUACCCCAGCCCUGCUGCCCCUCUCUGGACGUAGGAUACCACCUCUGAACCUGGGGCCGCCCUCCUUCCCACAUCACAGGGCUACCUUGAGACUUUCUGAGAAGUUUAUCCUUCUCCUGAUUCUUAGUGCCUUCAUCACCCUGUGUUUUGGGGCAUUCUUUUUCCUACCAGACUCUUCAAAACACAAACGCUUUGAUCUAGGUUUAGAAGAUGUGUUAAUUCCUCACGUUGAUGCCAUCAAAGGGGCUAAAAACUCUGACGUCUUCCUGAUCCAUGGACCCGAUGAACACAGACACAGGGAAGAAGAAGAACGUCUGAGAAAUAAAAUUCGAGCUGAUCAUGAGAAGGCACUAGAAGAAGCAAAAGAAAAAUUAAAAAAGUCAAGAGAGGAAAUUCGAGCAGAAAUUCAGACAGAGAAAAACAAGGUAGCUCAAGAAAUAAAGAGUAAAGAGAAGAAGCCCUUGCCACCAGUUCCUAUUCCAAACCUUAUAGGAAUAAAUGGUGGAGACCCAGAAGAUAAUGAUACAAGAGAGAAAAGGGAAAAAAUUAAAGAGAUGAUGAAACAUGCCUGGGAUAAUUAUAGGACAUAUGGGUGGGGACAUAAUGAACUUCGACCUAUUGCCAGGAAAGGACACUCCACUAACAUAUUUGGAAGUUCACAAAUGGGUGCUACCAUAGUAGAUGCUUUGGAUACCCUUUAUAUCAUGGGGCUUCAUGCUGAAUUUCUAGAUGGGCAAAGAUGGGUUGAAGAGAACCUUGACUUCAGUGUGAAUUCAGAGGUGUCUGUGUUUGAAGUCAACAUUCGAUUUAUUGGAGGCCUGCUUGCAGCAUAUUACCUUUCAGGAGAGGAGAUAUUCAAGAUUAAAGCAGUGCAAUUAGCAGAGAAACUCCUUCCUGCUUUUAACACACCGACUGGGAUUCCCUGGGCAAUGGUGAACCUGAAAAGUGGAGUAGGCCGGAACUGGGGCUGGGCGUCUGCAGGUAGCAGCAUCCUGGCUGAAUUUGGUACACUACAUAUGGAGUUUGUCCACCUCAGCUACUUGACAGGGGACCUGGUUUACUACAAAAAGGUCAUGCACAUUCGGAAACUACUUCAGAAAAUGGAUCGCCCAAAUGGUCUCUAUCCAAAUUAUUUGAACCCAAGAACAGGGCGCUGGGGUCAGUAUCAUACAUCAGUUGGUGGUCUAGGAGACAGUUUUUAUGAAUACUUACUGAAAGCAUGGUUGAUGUCAGAUAAAACAGACCAUGAGGCAAGAAAGAUGUAUGAUGAUGCUAUUGAGGCUAUAGAAAAACAUCUUAUUAAGAAGUCCCGUGGAGGUCUUGUCUUUAUUGGAGAAUGGAAGAAUGGGCACUUGGAAAAGAAGAUGGGGCAUUUGACCUGCUUUGCUGGGGGAAUGUUUGCACUAGGAGCAGAUGGUUCCAAAACAGAUAAAGCUGGUCAUUAUUUAGAGCUAGGGGCGGAAAUUGCACGUACAUGUCAUGAAUCGUAUGACAGAACUGCAUUAAAACUAGGUCCUGAAUCAUUUAAGUUCGAUGGUGCAGUGGAGGCUGUGGCUGUCCGGCAGGCUGAAAAGUAUUACAUCCUCCGUCCAGAAGUAAUUGAAACCUAUUGGUACCUAUGGCGAUUCACUCACGAUCCUAGAUACAGACAGUGGGGCUGGGAAGCAGCGCUGGCCAUUGAAAAGUAUUGCCGAGUCACUGGUGGAUUUUCUGGGAUCAAGGAUGUAUAUUCCUCUGUUCCUACACAUGAUGAUGUACAGCAGAGCUUCUUUCUUGCUGAAACAUUAAAAUAUUUGUAUCUGCUGUUCUCUGGUGAUGACCUUUUACCUUUAGACCACUGGGUGUUUAAUACAGAGGCUCACCCUCUGCCCGUGUUACAUUUAGCCAACACCACACUUUCAGGUAAUCCUGCUGUUCGAUGAAAGUAGCUCCAGAAGGCCGAUUCUCACCUGUGUUUUGUUUACAUGGACCACUACAGAAAUUAGUCUGGAGAGGUGGCUUUUGAAAACCUGGACCUCUAAUUCAAAAUGACGGGGUGAAACUCUUCCCUGAAAGACUUUUCAACUUGUAGAUAUAUCAGCUUUGAAAUUAUUCCAUUUUAUACCUGACCAAAACGUGUUCUGGUAUGUGCUUUGAUUCUCUGUGAGGUGGUCAUAUGAGAAGUGAUUCUGAUUACAACUAGAUUGUUUUUAGAGUCCUGGAGGCUAGACUUCUUAAGAGCAACCAAGAAUACAAAGGACGUUGAGAAGUU